Lottia gigantea (owl limpet) is the source of this 807-nucleotide messenger RNA. RefSeq lists its product as hypothetical. The record is from RefSeq and is a predicted model, not a curated record. Gene Ontology annotation, biological process: regulation of transcription by RNA polymerase II. Lineage: Eukaryota; Metazoa; Mollusca; Gastropoda; Lottiidae. Gene Ontology annotation, molecular function: DNA-binding transcription factor activity; RNA polymerase II cis-regulatory region sequence-specific DNA binding. The transcript is spliced from 3 exons. The annotation marks the transcript as partial.
UCACAUACUGGAGAAAAACCCUUUAACUGUGAAGUUUGUGAUAAGAAAUUUACCCAGUCAAGUCAAAUUAGAAGUCACAUGAUGAUGCAUACUGGAGAAAAACCCCAUAAAUGUGAUAUAUGUGGAGAAUCAUUCCGUCUAUUGUCCAUGAUGAGAAAAUGGCUUAAGAGUCACAAAAGGAUUCAUACUGAAGAAAAUCCCUUUUAUUGUGAUAUUUGUAAUAAGUCUUUUAGUUCCUCUUUCGAAAUUCAUAUGCGAAAACAUACAGGAGAGAAACCCUAUAAAUGUGAUGUUUGUGGUCAGUCAUUUUCACAAUCAAACCAAAUAAAAUAUCACAAGAAUAAACACACAGGAGAUAAACCUUUUAAAUGUCACCUUUGUGAUCAAUCAUUUCAUCUAUCUAAAUGUAGUAUUUGUGAGAAAACAUUUGGUAGUUUACAUAGUUUAAAUCUGCACAUGAAAUAUCAUAAUGAUCGUCCGUUUCUGUGCUCAUAUUGUGACAAGUCAUUUGUUAGACAAAAUCAUUUAACGAUACAUAUACGAAUACAUACUGGAGACAAGCCUUUUGAGUGUGAAGUCUGCCAUAGAAAAUUUGCUCAGUCAAGUCAAAUGUUAUACCAUAUGAGAACACAUACUGGAGAGAAAGUGUUUAAAUGUAAUUUCUGUGGAAAAUCAUUCACAACAAAUUGGACAUUGAUGAAACACACAGCAAAAUAUCAUAGUUUACCUAAUAAUCAAAAUACUGGUAGCAAUACAUUAUAUUGCCUCCACAAUAUUGAUGGGGCUUUUACAAGGUCCCAAAACUAG